AUGGCGUCAGGAAAGAUCGUUAGCAUUCGCUGCCAUGGCCCCAAAGACCUCCGCCUCGAAGAGCGGGACCCCGUCGCACCGGGUGAAGGAGAAGCUACCGUGGCCAUCGAAAUGACCGGAAUCUGCGGGAGUGACCUACACUACUACCUUCACGGGGCGAACGGUGACUUCAAGAUCAUCGAUCCUCUUGUAUUGGGACACGAAGCGGGAGGCAUCGUCACCGCGGUGGGACCCGAGCCCGCCUCGCCUACCUCGAAGAACGCCAACAGUCAAUCCAGGCUCAAGGUGGGCGACCGCGUCGCCAUUGAGUGCGGUCACAACUGUGGAGGAUGCAGGAUGUGCAAGGAAGGUCGCUACAACUUGUGCAAGGCGAGUCUUGCCCUGAGGUGUCAUGGACUUGACUUUGACGUUUGGCUAAACUUGGCUCGCCCUUGGCCCCGAUUUGCGUCUCAACAGAACAUGCGUUUCUGCAGUUCUGCCAAGUCCCAUCCCCACGUCGAUGGAACGCUCCAGGACCAAAUGAACCACCCGGUCAGCCUCCUUCACAAACUCCCGGAUGGGUGCUCCUUCGAGGCGGCCGCUUUGGCAGAACCGCUCUGCGUCGUCUUGCACGCCAUUCGACGUUCAGGUCUCCGUGCGGGUGAUAGGGUCCUGGUACUCGGAGCGGGCGCAGUCGGUCUGCUCGCCCUCGCGCUGGCGCGAGCUCAAGGUGCGACCACCACGAUCGCCGUCGACAUCGACCAGUCUCGACUGGACUUUGCCAAAGAGAACGGCUGGGCCACAGGAACGCAUUGUCUCGAGCGGGGACCUCGCGUAUCAGGCGCCGACGCCAUGGCCGCCGGCAAAAAGUCGUGGGAAGGACUCAAGGCAGACGAUAUCGUCACUGGGGUCGAAGACCUGGACGAGGGUUUCGACAUCGUCUUUGAAUGCACGGGUGUCGAGAGUUGCAUGCAGAUGGCCGUAUACGCCGCUCGAGCGGGAGGAAAGGCAAUGUACAUCGGGAUGGGAACCUCCGCCAUGUUGCUCCCAACCGGGCCUUCAUUGAUCCGAGAGGUCGACAUCAUGGGAGUCUUCCGAUACGCAAACGUAUACCCCGCAGCGCUGGCCUUGCUGGGUUCCGGGCUGCUGCCCAACGUGGAAAAGAUGGUGACACAGAGAUAUCCGCUGGAUCAAGCAGAAGCGGCGUUUGCCGACGUGGCCAGAGGUAAAGGUGCCAAUGGCGAAAUGGUUGUCAAAGUUAUGAUUGGCAAGCGAACCUGACAGAGCACCGCGUCGCCUUGAGACAUCUAGCCUACUGCGUUGUUGUACCAUAUAUAUGAUGCAUGGACUAUUUUACCCUGCUCGUUGUCAGUUACGGUCCGAUGCUGGCGUAAUCUCGAAUGACAAGUCGCCUUCAGAAUCGCUUGCAUCUCCUUGGCCGUUCUGAGCAGACGACCACUCUUGCAAUAGUGCCUUCCGACGUGCUUUGCGGCUCGAGCCGGUGUUCAU
Messenger RNA from Filobasidium floriforme, 1488 nucleotides. RefSeq names its product putative xylitol dehydrogenase. Gene Ontology annotation, molecular function: L-iditol 2-dehydrogenase (NAD+) activity. The record is from RefSeq and is a predicted model, not a curated record. Lineage: Eukaryota; Fungi; Basidiomycota; Tremellomycetes; Filobasidiales; Filobasidiaceae. Gene Ontology annotation, biological process: D-sorbitol catabolic process. The transcript is spliced from 5 exons. Bases 1 to 1260 code for a protein of 419 amino acids.